ACUUACUGUAUGGCAACUACAUAUAUGUUGUUUUCUUUAUGCAUUUUUUUACAAGAUUUACAGUUUUGUUGCAAAUGUGUUCGCGUUAAAAAUCCAAUUUCAAAACUGUUUCCAAGUGCGGAUCAAUUAAAUUUUUUACUGUAAAUUAAUACUCGUUGGAAAACAUGUCUAAAGGACGCGGACAAUUCCUUAAUUUGUGCUUAGAGCAAACUGUAUCGACUGAAUCCACAGAAUCAACUGAAGGUAUUUCUACCAAAGAUAGUGGUUUAGGUUCACGUAGUCCCGUUUCUGGAGGUGGAGGAGAAUUUAGACGUUUGGGUCGUGGUAAAAUCAUAGAAGAUCUUACCUCUUUCUCUAGUUUAUCGAUUGGUGGACGUGGUCGCAGUAGCAUUAGAGUUACAGAUGAUGAAGGCUCCCAGAGGGCAAUACAGACACCUGGUCGAGGUAGAGCAAGUUUAUUUUAUCGUUUUACUUCGGAGACCACUUCUACGGCCUCGUUUUCUUCGGAAGAACCCCGUCGUGCAGCUUCACCUUUAAAGAUACAAUCAGAAGUUCGAACUCAAGUGGAAAGCCAGGUAAAGGAAGAAACUAAAGAAGAAAAGUCUGAAUUUUUCAAAUCUGUACAAACUACUCAUGGAUCCAAGGGAACUCCGGCCAAAUUAGCUUGUAAUUACAUACGCUUAGAGUCUGAUCCUCAGAAAGGUGUAUUUGUCUAUGAGGUAAGAUUUGUACCGAAUGUAGAUUCCACCAGUUUGCGAAUGAAGUACCUAAAUGAACAUCGUGAUAAGUUUGGUGGCACUAAAACGUUCGAUGGUGUCACCUUGUACUUGCCAAUCUUAUUAAAGGACAAACUUACCACCUUUGUUUCACAAAACAAAGCCGAUGGUUCGGAAAUAGAAAUUCGCAUUCUAUAUAAACGCAAAGAAAGCCUCAAGAAUUGCAUUCACUUGUAUAAUGUUCUAUUUGAUCGUGUUAUGAAAACUCUAAAUUAUGUGCGUUUUGAUCGCAAACAAUUUGAUCCUACUUCGCCGAAGAUAAUACCACAACAAAAGCUAGAAGUUUGGCCGGGAUAUGUCACUGCCGUAGAUGAGUAUGAAGGUGGUUUGAUGUUAUGCUGUGAUGUCUCACAUCGUUUGUUGUGCCAAAAAACCGUACUCGACAUGCUGAUCGAUAUACACAAAAGCAAUUCAGGAUCGUUUCAGGAGGCUGCCAAGAAAGCUCUUUUGGGAGCUGUUAUCAUAACGCGCUAUAACAAUCGUACCUACCGCAUAGAUGACAUAUGUUUUGAUAAAACUCCUAUGUCCACUUUUCCCACCAAAGAUGGUGCCAUAUCCUACAAUGACUAUUACCUAAAAAGCCAUAAUAUUACCAUCAAAGAUAAAUCACAACCGCUACUUAUCAGCAUUAAGAAACAAAAAUUAGCUAACAAUGCGGAAGCAGAGGAUAUAGUAUUCUGUUUAAUACCCGAAACUUGUCAUUUGACUGGAUUGCGUGAUGAUAUGCGUUCCGAUUUCAAGUUAAUGCGUGAAAUUGCCACUUUCACACGCAUAUCCCCUAAUCAACGUUUGCAGGCUUUGGAGAAAUUCUAUACCAAUAUUAAUAAAAGUCCUGAAGCUAGACAGAUAUUAACAGAUUGGGGUCUGACCUUAAAGCAGUCCUAUGAACAUAUUAAUGGCCGCUGUUUUGAGGAAGAGAAAAUUUAUUUUAAUCAAAAAGUCUUUUCGGCUGGACCUAAUGCUGACUUUUCCCGUUAUGCCUGCAGCAAUGAAUUGCUGGAAGUCGUUAAUAUACAUGAUUGGCUGUUGAUACAUGUAAAGAAUGACUCAAAAGUGGCCCAAUCGUUUUGUGAUCAUAUUGAAAGAAACACCAGAGCCUUUGGUAUGAAAGUACAGAAACCUAAAAUUCUUGUUCUGCCUAAUGAUCGUGUUGACACUUAUGUCAAAACCAUACGUGAGAAUAUUACCAAAGAAACUCAAAUUGUUGUGUGCAUUUCACCGACUGCACGAGAUGAUCGAUACUCAGCCAUAAAGAAAAUAUGCUGCGUUGAAAUGCCCAUACCAUCGCAGGUUAUAAAUGCUCGUACUUUAUCCAAUGAUGCCAAAAAUCGUUCUAUAGUCCAGAAGAUCCUGUUGCAAAUGAACUGCAAGCUUGGUGGUUCUUUGUGGUCCGUUAAGAUACCUUUUAAGAAUGUUAUGAUCUGUGGCAUCGAUUCGUAUCAUGAUGCUGCUCAAAAAGGUAAUUCGGUAGCUGCCUUUGUGGCCUCUAUUAACCAUACCUACACUAAAUGGUACAGCAAGGCUGUUAUUCAAACCAAACGCGAAGAGAUUGUUGGUGGUCUAUGCUCCAGUUUCAUAUCUGCACUGCUGGCGUUUCGCAAAGAAAAUGGCAAAUAUCCUGACAGUGUUAUAAUAUAUCGUGAUGGUGUGGGUGACGGCCAACUGGCCCUUUGUGAAUCCUAUGAAAUUCCACAAUUUGAAGCUGCUUGUAAUCGCAUGCUAAACCAUACACUCAAAAUCACCUUUAUUGUUGUACAAAAACGUAUUAACACUCGUUAUUUUACUGUUAGUGGCAAUAAUGCCAACAAUCCACAGCCUGGCACUGUUGUUGACAAUAACAUAACACGAUCCAACUACUAUGAUUUCUUUUUGGUGUCGCAAAGUGUUCGUCAAGGUACGGUUAGUCCUAGCCAUUAUGUUGUAUUGCGUGAUGACUCUGUGUACAGUCCAGAUAUUAUACAAAGAUUAACCUACAAGCUGUGCUUCCUCUACUACAAUUGGCCUGGUACUAUACGCAUUCCAGCUUGCUGUCAAUAUGCUCAUAAGAUGGCCUAUUUAGUCGGUCAAAAUAUACGUCGUUCGCCAUCGGAGGAAUUGUGCGAUAAAUUGUUUUACCUUUAAAUGGUUUAACCUUAAAUUUUUUUCUCUUUUAUACUUUAACUUUUUCUUUUUUACAUAAUUAUAACUUUUUUUUGCUUUUUUUACCACAAAGUACAAUGUGUAAAUAAUUAUAUUACAUACAUAAUAAUAGAGUUUUUUAUUAUACUAAUAUAAAACCAUAUAUAAAACUGUUAUAAUGGUACAUAGUACUUAAUAUGUACAUAUUUGAAAUUGAAUUCUGAUCAAAAUAUGUAACAAAUAAAAAGACUGUUAUAUUUAAUAAAAAUAUAUUUAUAAGAGAGUUUAA
Molecule: messenger RNA, 3183 nt
Organism: Lucilia cuprina (Australian sheep blowfly)
Lineage: Eukaryota; Metazoa; Arthropoda; Insecta; Diptera; Calliphoridae
Product: protein argonaute-3
Exons: 1
Coding region: 165-2897 (910 amino acids)
Biological process (GO): regulatory ncRNA-mediated gene silencing
Cellular component (GO): P granule
Molecular function (GO): piRNA binding; protein binding
Source: RefSeq, a predicted model, not a curated record